Molecule: messenger RNA, 2471 nt
Organism: Pundamilia nyererei
Lineage: Eukaryota; Metazoa; Chordata; Actinopteri; Cichliformes; Cichlidae
Gene: fstl1b
Product: follistatin-like 1b
Exons: 11
Coding region: 159-1094 (311 amino acids)
Biological process (GO): cell differentiation; multicellular organism development; regulation of BMP signaling pathway
Cellular component (GO): extracellular region
Molecular function (GO): protein binding; calcium ion binding
Source: RefSeq, a predicted model, not a curated record
GGGUGAGACGAGAGGAGGAGGAGAGACUGACGGACUGGCAGGAAUUCCUCAGCGCUCCUCAAAUUUCUUGAAAUCUCGGCAAUUCUGCUCGACUGCGUCCCGACAGAUAUCCGGACCAGCACCCCUUUUCCGAGCAGAUUUCCCAAGCCGAAUAUAAAAUGAUGUUCCGAAGUGUGGCUGUGCUCCUUCUGCUCUCCGUAGCUCUGUACAACGCGGAGGAGGUGCAGACCAAGAGCAAAGUGUGUGCUAAUGUGUUCUGCGGGGCCGGCAGGGAGUGCGCUGUCAAUGAGAAGGGGGAGCCCAGCUGUCUGUGCAUAGAGAGCUGUAAGCCCCACAAGAGGUCAGUAUGUGGCAGCAAUGGUAAGACCUACAGGAAUCACUGUGAGCUCCACAGAGAUGCUUGUCUGACUGGCCUGAAGAUCCAAGUGGCACACGACGGAAACUGCAAGGAAAAGAAAACAGAACAGGCUGCUGCCAGUCCAGUGGUUUGCUAUGCUGCUGACCGCAACGAGUUAAGAUCUCGUGUGAUCCAGUGGCUGCAAACUGAGAUUAUCCCAGAUGGCUGGUUUGUCAAGGGUUCCAACUUCUCUGACAUCCUGCUCAAAUACUUCAAGUCAUAUGACAGUGGUGAUUCUCAGCUGGACUCCUCAGAGCUGCUCAAAUUCAUCCAGCACAACGAGUCAGUUGUGGAGUUGCAGUCCUAUGCAGACCAGGAGAGCAACAACCUGCUCCGGAGCCUGUGUGUUGAUGCCCUCAUUGAGCUCUCCGAUGAGAAUGCCGACUGGAAGCUGAGCUUUGAUGAGUUUCUUAACUGCCUGAAGCCUGGCUUCAAUCCACCAGAGAAGAAAUGUGCCUUGGAGGAUGAAACAUAUGAGGAUGGAGCAGAGACCCAGGUGGAGUGCAAUCGCUGCGUUUGUGCAUGCGGCAACUGGGUCUGCACCGCCAUGACGUGCACUGAUAACCAGCCAGCUGUGGAUGACUUAGCAGAUGCUGGAGUGGAGAUGACUGAGGAGGAGUGGAACCUCCGUGUGGCCGAGCUCAACAAGCACCAGGAGACAGUGGAGAAGAUGAAGGCCAGCACAAAGGAGGCCUAAGUCGGGAUGCAAUGAAAGAAGAGGGUGCACGCCAUCAUCCUUCUUCCAUACUUGAUUUAACUCACUUUAUUAUGUUUCUCUGCUCUGUUAAUUAUUAUCCUUUUUUUUUUUUUUUUACAUUUUUAAGUGUUUGUGUUGAUGUUUGUUAGUUUCAAUCAAAGCGUAUCAGUGGAUUCCCUUGUGUUGAGUACUGUCAUGUUUGAUUGUAUUACUGCACCCCUACUCUAGCCUCGGGGUUGCUUUUUGUUUUAUGUUUUUUUUACUACAAUCCUUAUAUUUUUGCAGUUAUUACGAAAAGAAAACUGUCGAGUUAUCACUGUUUUGGAAUAUGGAAGUCACUGUUUGAAAAGGUAGUGAGGUUGAGGGUUGUUUAAAUAUAGGCGCUGAGUACACAGAAAACUGACUGCUUGGCGCCUCGUACAACCUCUUGUCAGAAUGUUGCAUAACAAGGUAGAGCUACUAGUGCUUUUUAAAAUUUUGUUGCCUGUAGAACUGCCACAGUAGGCCACUACCUGACCAUUGCACUUCUCUUUCAUUCUCUUUAGCUUUCUUAGGCUUUAGUUCAACCACAACCAUGAAUUUAUUUGUAUCUUACGGCUAAAAUAAUAACAUUGCUGCCAAAAGAAAGUUUGCUUCUUUAUACAUUAUGUUAUUGGCUUGAGUUGGAGUUCAUCUUGUUCCCAUGUUAUACUUAGUAAAGUCUCUCUGGUGCUUUUUUUCCUUUUUGUGAGGGAUUAAACAUUUCCCUCUAUGUGUGUCUUACUUUUCCGAGACGUAGUGGUCCAGCUUUCGUUGAGACCUGAUCUGAAUAUAGCAUGGUGAAACCUGAAACCAAAGUCUAGAUGAAGUGUUUGAAUGAUGUACAAAAUUAUCCAGGUAAGCCAUUACUCUGGACCCAGCAACAACACUAUACCUGUGCUUUCAAUAUCACUCUUAACAGAAGGACUAGCCUCACUGUCAGUGGAAGUAGCUUAGGCGCGUCGAUAACCUGGUGCAUAUGAAAUGUGUGCGUGUGUGUCUGUGUGCGUGUGUGCGAUUUUCAAUUAUGACGCUGAGAGUAGCUCGGUUUGUUUAUUGUGUUCAUUUGUUGAAAUCCUGCAUCUGAAUUGGGAUGUCUAAACACCAGAAAUCAGUGCCUUAGACCUGCAAACUUUACAGGUCGCUACCAUUACCUGCACAUAGGAAUUUUUUUUUUUGCCAUGUGGCAUUUCAAGAACAAGUGUGCUUUGAUGAAGAUGGCAUCAAACUAGUGCUUUGUGACUCUAUUUCCUAUGUGUGUGAAAUUUGCAUUACUACGUUGAAGCUGAAUCUUUAUAUUUCACUAAAAGUGCAGAGACUAAGGAAUAUGUAUGCCAAUAAAGCCCAUUCACCACAACA